UUGUUAAAGUUAGGAUUGCUUUCGUUAAGCAAUGGCGGCAGAUCGUAAGAGAAAAAGAAAGAGGAGACUAACAGAGAGCAAACCAAACAAGCUUCCAGUUACCAUACCACUUGAUCUAAUCCAGGAGAUACUUCUAAGAUUACCGGCUGAAGAUCUUCUCCGAUUCCGAUGCCUUUCCAAACACUUCCGUUCACUAUUGACUGACCCAGAAUUUAUUCACAAACACGCGAUUCAGGUCAAUGAAAAACGUCGAGCCUCAGAGACUGCUCUCUGCUUUUAUCACCUUUCAUCCUCUUUACAAAAUAAAUCUUGAAAAAGCCAGCUCCAGGAUGUCUGAUAAUGCACUGAAGAAACUGCAUUGGUGGAGUAGUGAGGUAGGGCCCCAUCAAGGAAUGUUUGUGGGUUCCUGUAAUGGGUUGGUUUUUGUCAUCAAAAGAGAUGGCCCCGAUUCUUUUUAUUACAAGAAUCUUAGCUUUUGGUUGUUUAAUCCCCUUACCAGAGAGUCGUACAAAAUACCACCUUCUGCGACGAGUGGAGAAUGUUGGCCAUGGUUUCAUGGGUUUGGUUUCGAUCCCACCAGUGAAGACUACAAAAUCAUAAGAAGCAGCAAGAGUGGCGUUGAGGUUUUUUCUCUUAAAAACAACACCUGGAAAUCUGGAAAUAUUCAAGAAUUAUAUUCAUUGUUUUCUAGACAACCACAUGCAUAUACAAGGCAUGUUGCUGUAGUCCAUGGAGUUCUCCACUGGGACAUUGGACUAGUUAGCAACAAUAUUGCUUCGUUUGAUUUGGCUCAAGAGAAAUUGAGGGACAUACUGCUUCCGCAAAGUGUCGUGGCUGGCAAUGUUGGGGUGUUGCAGGGACGUUUGUGUGUAAGCUCUGUCUGUGAGCAGACAAAGAUGAUUUGUGUGUGGGUAAUGGAGGAAUAUGGUGUUACGGAAUCUUGGACGAAAUUGCAUACAAUCAAAUCGGGACAACCUUAUGAUUACUGGACACCAAUUUGCUACACGGUCAAAGGCGAAAUCAUAUUCAGUAGAAGGUCCUGGCAGAGCAGGUUGCAAAGGUAUGAUCCAAAGGAUAAUAAAUUGAGGAUUUGCCAUCUUCGAAAAGGUUUACCAAAGACGAACUGGUUUUGGAUGGCCACUUACGUGGAGACCUUAAUUUCUAUUAAACAGUUGCAAGGAAGCGAAGUGUAUGAAUUUGGUAGAGGGCAAGUAUCCGUAUGGAGCUCUACAGUGGGAGAUUUCAAAAAGAGUAACAGUUCUGUUUCAUUUGAUUUGGCUCAAGAGAAAGUGAGGGAGAUCAUGCUUCCACCAAGGGAUCAGGAGGAAAGACACUCUGUUUUUGGUCGUGUUGGCCUGUUGCAAGGACAUUUGAUUGUGAGCCGUUUCUGUAGGACGCAGAUGACUUGUGUGUGUGAAUAAUGAAGGAAUAUGGUGUUAUGAAAUUUUGGACAAAACCAGUUACAGUCAAAUUAGAAGGUUCAUAUGAACACUGGUCGCCAAUUUGCUACAAUGCUAAAGGGGAAAUCAUGUUCUGGAGAAUAUUCUUCUUCCAGAGGAGGUUGCCUGUCUAUAAUGCGGAGCUAAAAAAAUUGAGGAUUUUUG
Molecule: messenger RNA, 1604 nt
Organism: Rubroshorea leprosula
Lineage: Eukaryota; Viridiplantae; Streptophyta; Magnoliopsida; Malvales; Dipterocarpaceae
Source: the annotation of a GenBank genome assembly